UUGGUCAUUUGUUCAAUUUCAUUUCAGGCCACACCAACUGAGGACAUAGAAAAGGAUAAUGCAACAUUCCUGACAAAAUUGAUUCUCACAGGACUCACAUAUGAACCACAGUGGCAAAUUCCCCUGUUCCUGUUGUUCUUGGUUAUCUAUCUUCUCACCAUUGUGGGGAACCUUGGGCUGAUUGCUCUCAUUUGGAAUGACACUCAGCUUCACAUCCCUAUGUACUUAUUCCUUGGGAGUCUGGCAUUAGUGGAUGCUUGGUUAUCAUCCACAGUAUCCCCCAAGAUGCUAGUCAACUGCUUUUCUGAGAGCAAGAUGAUCUCUCUCUCUGAAUGCAUGAUACAAUUCUUUUCCUUUGCAAUCAGCGUAACCACAGAAUGUUUUCUGCUGGCAACAAUGGCAUAUGAUCGGUAUGUGGCCAUAUGCAAACCCUUACUUUAUCCAGUGAUUAUGUCCAAUACACUAUGCAUCCAGCUGAUACUUUUGUCAUUUUUAGGUGGCCUUCUUCAUGCCAUAAUUCAUACUUCUUUUUUAUUCAGAUUAACCUUCUGCAAUUCCAUCAUAGUACAUCACUUUUACUGUGACAUUAUACCAUUAUUUAAGAUUUCUUGUACUGAUCCUUCUAUUAAUUAUCUGAUAGUAUUUAUUUUCUCUGGGUCAACACAAGUAUUUACCAUUUUGACUGUUCUUGUGUCUUACACACUAGUUCUCUUUACAAUCUUAAAAAAGAAGUCUCUACAGGGCAUAAAGAAAGCCUUCUCCACCUGUGGAGCCCAUCUUUUAUCUGUGUCUUUAUACUAUGGCCCCCUUCUCUUCAUGUAUGUGUGCCCUAGAUCUGCACAAACAGAUAAUCAAGAUAUGAUGGACUCUCUAUUUUACACUAUUAUAAUUCCCGUGUUAAACCCAAUGAUCUAUAGCCUGAGAAAUAAGAAAGUCAUAGAUUCACUGGGAAAAAUGUUAAAGAGAAAUGUUUAG
This is a messenger RNA of Enhydra lutris kenyoni (northern sea otter), 975 nucleotides long. RefSeq names its product olfactory receptor 5H2-like. Gene Ontology annotation, biological process: sensory perception of smell; G protein-coupled receptor signaling pathway. NCBI's taxonomy places the organism in Eukaryota, Metazoa, Chordata, Mammalia, Carnivora, Mustelidae. The annotation marks the transcript as partial. The transcript has a single exon. Gene Ontology annotation, molecular function: G protein-coupled receptor activity; odorant binding; olfactory receptor activity. Gene Ontology annotation, cellular component: membrane. The record is from RefSeq and is a predicted model, not a curated record.